AUGGCACGGCACGCAUUCUAUACCAAUAAAGAAAGCAAUCCACUGGUCACGAUCUGUGCCAUUAUGCUAUUCCAUUAUUGGGAUAUGACUGCCAUGAACACCGUUAAUAACACUGACACUGGCUGGUGGUGGUUGGGGAAUGCUAUUCGACUUGCGCAAGAGGAAGGCUUGCAUCGAGAAGGGAAAUCCAGCGACCUCUCAAGGCCACUACAAUCAUUGAGGAAGCGAAUAUGGUGGACUUUAUUUUACGUGGAACUGUGUGAUAUCCUGGGCGAUAUAAGUAAGCUUCUCGCCCAAGGAGCAGCUUAUUUUCCGGCUACACUCCAAGCACGUAAGCGUUUGGUGGACUGGAUACGCAAAGUCCCAUCUGAUCUGCAACUAUCCUCUCCUGGGAAUGAGAGAAAAGAGUUCAACCGUGACGUUGCACUUCUCCACAUUCCCUAUCUUGGGGCCAUUGUGAUGGUGUACUUGAGCUUCUCAAGUGAUGCACCUCCCAAAGCCUGUGUGCCAGGAAUUGUUGCUGCUUCAAUCCUUGCGAGAAUCUGCGAGGAAUUCCUAGCACGCGGUUUCAUACGCUUCGUUCCCGAAGAGUUGGGUUGGUUUGUUUCCUUUUCCGUCCUCACAUUAGCACACGCUCGUCGGGUCGAUUGUCUCGCACCCUACUCUGAUGCAGAUGUCUGGAUUCUUCUGGAAACUUUGAGGCAGAUGGGAGGUAUGUGGAGCUCUGCUAAAUCAUUCACCAAUGUAUACGAAAAACUGGGGCGUGAUCUCGAUCUGGUCGAUCAGAGGCCUGUACCGUUGGCAGCGCCUAUUCAACACCAGUGCAAUUUUGCCCCGGAUGACAUUUCACAAGGACAUCGACAAUGCACUUUACCACAUUGUCUAGAGGAGCUCGCCGCUCUUGACGGUGUGAAUUGGAUGGAUUACUUUCCGUACGAGAAUUGCAAUACGAGUCCAAUGAUGGCGGCGAUUCUGGCAGCAGAAAACCAUACGUUGAGCCCGUCUGUGUUAGAUGGGCCAUUCGUGCUCAGCCAAAACAUGCAAGAGAUUUUUGCCAAUAUCGAUGAGUUUGGCAACUUUUUCAGUGCGGAAUAG
Molecule: messenger RNA, 1095 nt
Organism: Exophiala bonariae
Lineage: Eukaryota; Fungi; Ascomycota; Eurotiomycetes; Chaetothyriales; Herpotrichiellaceae
Exons: 2
Coding region: 1-1095 (364 amino acids)
Biological process (GO): DNA-templated transcription
Molecular function (GO): zinc ion binding; DNA binding
Source: RefSeq, a predicted model, not a curated record